AUGUUCAUGAGCAAAGAGCUGGAUAAUGGAACAGAAUGCCCAGCCUGUGAUUCCGCUCAGAUUCUUUCCUUUGAUGCAAAUUUUGGCUUGGUGAGGAAAAAGUCUAGGAGAACCAUUUCAGUGGAUAAUUUCCUAGCCACACAGAAAUGCUCCACAAAGAAAGGAGAAGGGGAAUGCAGCAACUUCCAAGCUGGAAGUAAUAUAAGAUCGAAAUCACGUACCCUCAAGCUGGAUGAAACAGCAGUUUUUGGCUGUGCAUGCCGACACGAGUUUCCUCGUCUUUUUUUCAAUCUGAAGCAUGAUGAAAGGCAAGCACAUUCAGCACAAGUUGAAGAAGGUGGAGAUCACAGAGUUAAAGACAGUAAACAGCAAUUGGAUAAACUGAUAAAAGAGCAGAAGGAGCCCGUGAACCUGGCAACUGUUGAGCAAUGGCAGUCAGAAGAAAAAACUGCAUGCCAGGUAGCCGAUGGGUCAAUGACAGCAAGAGACAAAUACCUGUUGGCUCUUUAUGACCUGUAUAGCAAACAGUCUUCAGUUGUUGAAUUGAAUCAAGAAGAAGAGAGUACAAACCUGAAGUUUUAAGGCUUGCUGAAAAGGUUCAGAGGUUCCAUCAUAAUGGCCAUGAGGUGAUGGUGAGUGGCAGUGAAGAGUAUAGGCAGGCUUUGUCCAGUGCUGUCGAUAGCCACCGCAGAACCCAUAUCAGCAAUCUCAGGGCUGUUGCUGCAGAAAGAAGGAGCAGCUUGAUGCAGCUGCAUGCAGCACGUGGACAGGAGGUGACCAAGAAAAUCAGCAAGACUGUUUCUAAACUUAACAACAAAAUAAAAUUGCUAAUCACUAACUACAACAGCUAUAGCAAUGUUGAAGCCACCUUGCCAGCAACCCUUAGCUUUAAAAUGAUUCCUCUGAGGAUUGUCAGGUAUUUUCGAAAUUACCAGGGAUCUCAGACAUUCAGAGGAAAAGAAAUAUACAUAAAAGAUAUGGCUGCACGCUGUACAGAGGAAAGGCACCUUUUGAAAGUUGAAGCAGCUACUGCAAGUCAUUUUUAUCAACAAAAAAAUGCACUGUGCCAACAGUUGAUGGCUGGUCAGCAGCUUACAGCCGACAACAUUGAUUCUGCAUGCAGCCGGUACAGAACAGGCUGGUGUGCACUGUUGUAUCAACAGAUAUGUACAUAUGAAAAGCAUCUGGCAGAUCUUCAGUUUUCCAGUAGCUCAGAAUUAAUUCAACUCCAAGAACCUUAUCCCUUGGUGGACAACGAGCUGCUAGAAAUCUCCAAUCUAGAACACAAUGAAUUCGUGUCAAUGGUGGAGGAGGGACUUGAAGAAGAUGAUGAUGCAGAAGAUGACGAAAGCGAAUGUGAUGAAGAUAAGGAUAGUUAAUAGCUGAUAUUUCUUGAUUAUGAUUUGUAUGUGGGUUUGUUUUUUUUUUUUAACAUUUAGUUUGUUUAUUGUUUCUAUGUUAGAAAUCACUCUCAGAUUUAUUUUUUACCUUUUUCUUUUUUUUUUUUUUUCCUUCCUUGAAGGCUAUGUGAUUUGCGUAGAUUUUUUUGCAAUAAUAUGCAGUAUGACAUAAUGCAUCCAUCAUAUAUACCACAUAUCAUGAAUGCACUGAUACGUAAACACAUUUUCUAAAGCGAUACUGCCAUCUAUCAUGGUUCAGGUACAAUGCUGGACAAAAUCAUGCUAGUUCUCAUAGUUAUUACUAGCCGAAGACUGAGAUUUGCAAGCCAGUAUCUUCUUCUUCUUCUCGAUCACUCUAAAUGGACACGCCUGCCUCCUGCACAAACGAUGCUGUGCGCCGCAGGAGGCUGCCGUGUAUUUCCUCGACACUGGCGUCUCAUCAGUC
Pomacea canaliculata is the source of this 1845-nucleotide messenger RNA. RefSeq lists its product as uncharacterized. The record is from RefSeq and is a predicted model, not a curated record. The coding region runs from base 1 to 582 and encodes 193 amino acids. The transcript is spliced from 10 exons. NCBI's taxonomy places the organism in Eukaryota, Metazoa, Mollusca, Gastropoda, Architaenioglossa, Ampullariidae.